UGGUUGAACCGCGAACAUUUUUCCAACCCCAUGGAGCAACUACCGUUAAACACGAGCGAAGCGAAACCACUGGCGUCACCGGAACCACUUCACGCGAAUGAAGUGAAGCCACUAGCAGCAUCGCAACCACUUCACACGACCGAUCUAGACGACGCCGAUGAGAACGUCAAGCAGCUCGAUGAAUGUUCUUCUCUCUAUCUCUUGAUGCAGGAUUGCGUUGUUCGUUCUAACAGGAAUUGGAAAGAAUGCCAGACAGAGAUACAAGCUUUGAGGGAAUGCUCUGAAAACAGAAAGAAAAAUAAACCUGAAGUGAAAAUUUAUAAGCAAUGAAGCUUUUAGUUAGUUACAAGGUCCUCUACUUUGCUUCCCAAUUAUUGUUCAUGGUAUUGGUAUCACAUUUUUGUACGCGUACACUUCCAUUUUCACGCGAUAGCAUGGAUAUUUUUGGGCUAUAAUUCAAUUGAAAGUGAUUGGGAUUGAACUUAAGAAAACGGAUACUUGUACAGAGUACUGUAAAUAAACAGUGCUUUCAAUAGGAAACACCAGUGAUUAGUUUUGAGGCUAGAGUAGUUACCUCUUUUGCCUUGCUUUUAUACCUCAAUAAUCUCAAUUGCAUGAUUGUUGCUAUUUGAUGAUAAUGUGUUGCUUGAAUGAAUAAUUUGUCAAGCACUGGGCAAUUUGGCCUCACUUGAUCUAGUUUAACAUGUUUACUUUCAAUAUAAUCAUAGCUAAUGAAGCAGUGAUACAGGUGAAA
Messenger RNA from Vicia villosa (hairy vetch), 754 nucleotides. RefSeq lists its product as uncharacterized. NCBI's taxonomy places the organism in Eukaryota, Viridiplantae, Streptophyta, Magnoliopsida, Fabales, Fabaceae. The record is from RefSeq and is a predicted model, not a curated record. The transcript is spliced from 3 exons. The coding region runs from base 31 to 330 and encodes 99 amino acids.